Mytilus trossulus (common blue mussel) is the source of this 5356-nucleotide messenger RNA. RefSeq lists its product as uncharacterized. Gene Ontology annotation, molecular function: transcription cis-regulatory region binding; protein binding. The record is from RefSeq and is a predicted model, not a curated record. Gene Ontology annotation, biological process: positive regulation of transcription by RNA polymerase II. The coding region runs from base 651 to 4199 and encodes 1182 amino acids. NCBI's taxonomy places the organism in Eukaryota, Metazoa, Mollusca, Bivalvia, Mytilida, Mytilidae. The transcript has 6 exons. Gene Ontology annotation, cellular component: nucleus.
CUUGAUAAGGGUGACUAACUCUGCGUAGGUCAUAAUUUUUACGAAAUCAAAUGUAAAUAGUAUUUGCCAUAUACAGAGCUGAAAGGAUUUGUUAAAUAAGGAGGUAUAGACGGAUGAUCACUUACGAAUAGGCCACCAUUUUUGAAAAGCAAUGUAUAUGUAUUAAAAGUUGCCAUAAAUACAGCUGCGUGGAUAUCUAAAAGAAAAGAAGGAGUUUAUCGUUAAAUUACAAAACAGCAUGUGAGAUAAUUCUAAAUAGCAGUACCAAUAAGUAAGGAGUCGAUUUUUACCAUCAUUUUAACUGGUUAAGCAAGAGAGCAGAUAAAACCGUUCCGAGAAAUAAUUUCCAUUGGAACUAUCGGCCACAAUGUUUAAACAUGUAAGCCUGCACGAAUUUGGUUCAAGACCUUAUUCAUUGAUUCAGGACAUACUUCAUUACAACGAGAAAAAUACUCCUCAGUUUUCGGAAAUAUUGAGAAUAUUUUGUCGUGAAUAUCAGAAACACUAGGUAACAAACGCAUGCGAGAGUAUCAUUAUAUGCCAGACUUCAAUUAUACAAAAGGAUACUUCACAUCCGUUUGUAUUGCCAUAACGACGAAAUAAGGGAGAUAAUCAUAACAGCUUCUAGAUCUAGUAAAUAAGUUAUCAAGAUGUUAACUGCCAAAGUACCACAUGUUACAGAGGAAGAAGAGAACUAUUUAAGAAUGCAUUUAUUGAUGACAAAAAUUUCUUCAAGAGCUGUACGAGUUUUAUUUGACAAAGAGUUUUCUCCUGUUUGCCUAGAUGCUACAAUUAAAAAGGAAACUGGGAAGCUAAUGGACUUGAAAAGUAAACAUAUUAUUAACGGAGCUCAAUGGAAAUUACUGUUUCCUCGUGUUGGUGUACCCGACUCUAACACUUUUGAUGUCACAUUAAUGGUGGCAUUACUCAGGAAUUUGACAAAACUACCUCCGCCUACAGGUGGAUAUGACUACCUACCAUUAACUACAGAUACCACACCCGUGGAUGACCUGGCAAGAAUCAAACACUAUAGAAAUAGCCUAGCUCAAUUUGGAGACGGAGAGAUCAAAUCUACAGUCUUUGUUACUGCAUGGGAAAAUAUUAGUGGAGCUGUGAAGAGACUUGGUGGUCUGGAUAUGGCUAAGGAAUGUCAAGAGCUAAGAUCAAAACAUUUAGACCAAUCAACAGUACCUUGGAAUAUUAGAGUACAAAUCAUUCAAAUACUGGAUCAGUGGCAAAAGAAUGAUGAAUACUUUGUCGAGACUAAAGCUGCAAAACAUGUGCUAAAAUGUAUUCAAGAAAAUAGUUGUGUCACCAUAACUGCUAGUUCUGGUGUUGGCAAGACAGCAACCCUACAACAUGUAGUUUUAAAAAUGGCAGACGAAGGGUAUGAUGUAGUUCUUGUAACCAAUCCACAUACCAUUAUUGAGUUUUAUAAUCCAAAUCAGAAAACAUUGUUUGUAAUUGAUAACUUUUGUGGAACAUAUUCUAUUAACAGGUCUGAUCUAUACAAUUGGGAAUCAGUUAUGAUGCGUAUUGAAGAGCUAGUUCAUAAAUCACUCAUAAAAAUUAUUGUUGCCUGUAGGAUACAAGUAUACAAAGAUAAAAAAUUUGAAGCGCUGCAUAUUUUCAAAACCAAUGUAUGUAACUUGUUAUCAGAAUAUUUAUGCUUGUCACAGGCUGAAAAGACGUUAAUAGCAGAAAUGUACCUCGAAACAGAGGCUGCUGAGAUUAUCCAAUAUAGUCAUUUAUAUGACUGUUUUCCGCUUCUAUGUAAACUUUAUCGUGUUAACACUGAACCCAGUAUUACAGCAUUUUUCAAGAAUCCAUUUUCAGUGUAUGAAGCAGAAAUCGAACAGCUCAAGAAGAAUGAAUUUUACGGAAAAUACUGUGCUUUGGCAUUGUGUGUCAUGUUCAAUAACGAGUUAAAGGAGGAAGUGUUAAAAGAAGAGAUAGAUAAAGAAACAAAAAGAAUCAUAAAGAACACGUGUGAGGCUUGUAGGUUAGAAAGAAGUACAUCAAGAUUAAUGUUAUUGGAUGAACUUGAUACCCUCGAACAUACUUUUUUGAAAAAAAAAGAUGGCGUUUACAGAACAAUACAUGAUAAACUAUUCGACUUUUUAUCUUAUUAUUUUGGGAAAAUGAUAAUUCCGUGUUUGAUUAAGAAUUCCGAAAGUAUGUUUAUCAGCGAACGAUUUUCAUUCAAAAGAGAAGAAGAUUUGGAACAGUUUAUCAUUGUUGUACCAACAGAUUACCAUCAAAUGUACAUUCAAAGAAUGGUUGAUGACUGGUCUAGUGGUUGGGUUAUGCCAGUGUUCAACAACAAAAAUAUGGACAAACCAGAUUUUAGAAAGAGAUUUCUGAAUUUUGUGGAAACACUUGAUUUAUCAUACCAAAAACAGUUAGCCCAAACUGAUGAUAUCAUAAUCAAACAUGGUGCACUAUUAUUUUGUUGUUUUAUAUGUGACUUUUCUUUGAUUCAGUGGUUUUGUUUUCAUGGUGCAGAUGUUAACAAAUGUAGACCUAAUGGUGUAAGUCCUUUAUCUGUUUCAUCACAGGAAGGUGAUACUGAAGCAGUGAAGCUGUUACUUGAAUACAAGGCAGAUGUUUAUAAAUGUAGAGCUGAUGAAAUAUCUCCCUUGUUUUUGGCUUGUCAACAGAAUCAUAUAGAAAUAGUUAAGAUGUUACUUGAACACAAGGCAGACGUUAACAAAUGUAAUAAGAAUGAAGUUUCUCCUUUAUUUAUGGCUUGUCGACAGAAUCAUACAGAAAUAGUUAAGAUGUUACAUGAAUACAAGGCAGACGUUAAUAAAUGUGAUAAGAAUGAAGCAUCUCCCUUGCUUAUGUCUUGUCGAAUGGAUCAUGUUAAAAUAGUUAAGAUGUUACUUGAAUACAAGGCAGACGUUAACAAAUGUGAAAAGAAUGAAGUUUCUCCCUUAUAUUUGGCUUGUCAUUAUAAUCAUACAGAAAUAGUUAAGAUGUUACUUGAAUACAAGGCAGACGUUAAUAAAUGUGAUCAGAAUGAAGUAUCUCCCUUGCUUAUUGCUUGUCUGGAGGAUAAUGUUAAAAUAGUUAAGAUGUUACUUGAAUACAAGGCAGACGUUAACAAAUGUGAUAAGAAUGAAGUAUCUCCCUUACUUAUGGCAUGUCAUCAAAAUCAUAUAGAAAUAGUUAAGAUUUUACUAAAAUACAAGUCAGACAUUAAUAAAUGUGAUAAGAAUGAAGUAUCUCCCUUGCUUCUGGCUUGUCGACAGAAUAAUGUUAAAAUAGUGAAGAUAUUACUUGAAUGCAAGGCAGAGGUUAACAAAUGUGAUAAGAAUGAAGUUUCGCCCUUAUUUUUGGCUUGUCAACAUCAUCAUAUAGAAAUAGUUAAGAUUUUACUUGAAUACAAGGCAGACGUUAAUAUAUGUGAUAAGAAUGAAGUAUCUCCCUUGUUUAUGGCUUGUCAUGAAAUUCAUAUUGAAAUAGUUAAGAUGUUACUUGAAUACAAGGCAGAUGUUAAUAUAUGUGAUAAGAAUGAAGUAUCUCCCUUGUUUUUUGCUUGUCAGCAAAAUCAUAUUGAAAUAGUUAAGAUGUUACUUGAAUACAAAGCAGACGUUAAUAAAUGUGAUAAAAAUGAAGUAUCUCCCUUACAAAUGGCUUGUCAGCAGAAUCAUGUUGCUGUAGUUAAGAUAUUACUUGAAUACAAGGCGGACGUUAAUAAAUGUACAAAACAUAAAGCAUCUCCCCUGUUAAUAGCUUGUGGAUUGAGUUAUAGUGAAAUAGAUGAGAUAAGACAUGAAUACGAGGCAGAUGUUGAUAAAUGUGAUGAGAAUAAAUUAUCUUCCCUUUUAAUGGCUUGUAUGCAGGAUCAUGCUGAAAUAGUUAAGAUGUUACUUGAACACAAGGCAGACGUUAACAAAUGUAGUGAGGAUGAAGCAUCUCCCUUAUUUAGGGCUUGUCAGGAGAAUCAUAUUGAAAUAGUUGAGAUAUUACUUAAAUACAAAGCAGACGUUAAUAAAUGUAAUGAGAAUGAACUAUCUCCCUUGUUUUUGGCUUGUCAGGAAAAUCAUAUUGAAAUAGUUAAGAUGUUACUUGAAUACAAAGCAGACGUUAAUAAAUGUGAUAAAAAUGAAGUAUCUCCCUUGCAAAUGGCUUGUCAGCAGAAGCAUGUUGAUGUAGUUCAGAUAUUAAGUGAAUACAAAGCAGAUGAAGCAUAGUACAGAUGUAACUGGACAACAAGGCAGACAUUAAUUACUGUAGAAACAAUGGUGAAUUCCUAUAUUUUACGUGACUUACCAUUUAUUCAGUUUUGAUGAUGAAAGAAAUGGAUCGAAAGACAAAAUUGAUUUUCCAAAGGCGGUAAUGGUAACGUUUUAAUAUAUAGCUCAGUCCAUAUCGUAAACUUGGAUAUGUUUGAUGGCUCAUUUCGAAGAUUGGACAUUUUAACAUGUGUGGUUAAAUUUUCGGUGUACGAUGUGAGAUUCCUGUGUCCGUAAAUAAGCAUACACCGAAAAUCCUAUUGUGAUACGGCUCCUUAUUCACUGAAUUACCAUUAUUUCCCACAUCUGGAAGAAAAAGACCCAACAGAGACUAGUAACUAUAGAGGUAUAACAGUAACACCAAUAACUGGGAAAACCUUUGAGUACUCAUUUCUAAACAAACUGAUGAUAGAGCCAAAAACAGACCUCCAAUUUGGAUUCACCAAAGGUGUAUCACCAAUCAUGGCAAGCUUAAUUAUUUCAGAAGCUAGAUCUAAUGAGAAAAAAGGGGAAUGACAAUUUUUAUAUAAACAUUCUGGAUGUAAAAUCAGCAUUUGAUUUAGCCCAACACACUAUACCGAUGGAUAAAAUGCUUAAACAAUAAAUCCAUCCAAUAUACUGGACAAUAUUACUAAGUAACAGAACUAUAUACUGACCUAACUACAAAAAGUUAAAUGGCUUGAUGGUAUAAGUAAACCUUUCCAAAUUAAACAAGGUGUAAGACAGGGAGGAAUAUUAUCAAUCCAUCUAUACAAAAUCUUUGUCCAAGAUCUCCUAGUAGAAUUAGAACAAAAUUCAAUAGGAUACCAAGUAGGAAAUAUAUAUGUAGGAUCACCAACUUGAGCCGACGAUAUAGCCUUUAUAUCGAAUGACAAGCAUGAACUACAACUAUUGCUAAAUGUUCUCGGAAGAUAUGCAAAUGAACACCAUUACAGCAUACAUCCAACAAAAACCCAAAUCAUAGAUUGUUCCAAAACAAAAAAUGAUUUCAACUUGACACUUGAUGGAAUGAUGUAACAAUUGCUAAAUCAGGUGUACACCUUGGAUUAACAAAAGCUGGUAAUAACGAAAGUCAUAUCAAUGUACAAGAGAGAAUAAAAAUAGCAAGAAGAACU